AACAAUUUAAAUUAAUUAUCUUGUUAAAAAUGGAUCUAAAAAGCAAUAAGCUCAACGAAAAUAUUGUCAAUCCGAGCGAGAUUCCAGAUAUUGUAUUAUUGAAUAAUGCCCGCCGCCCCCGCCGCCAGCAGCAAUGGCAGGCCCACAGAGCCGCACAAGUCCUGGAAGAAGGUAAACGAGGAGCGCAAGGCUCUGAAGCGACAGCGCAAGCAGGAGAAACUACUCAAGGAACUGCAGCAGGCCAAAGAGGCGGAAGACCGCACCGCGGAGGACGCGAGUAAGCAGCAAUCGAAGGCGACUCCUAAUCCUUCAACGGUCAGCAUAGCAGUGCCGGGCUCCAUUCUGGAAAAUGCCCAAUCCAACGAGCUGCGCGCCUACGUUGCCGGUCAAAUAGCCCGUGCUGCCUGCAUCUUCCGAGUCAACGAGGUAAUCGUCUUCGACGACGUGGGCAUGGCCACCGCCCGCGAGACGAAGCGCAGCUACGAGCCUGAGGCGGAAGGCAGUAGCACUGGCACCGUGCGCAGCAGCUCCCUGCAGUUGGCCCGCAUCCUGCAGUAUUUGGAGUGUCCGCAGUACCUGCGCAAGUACUUCUUUCCGCUGCACAAGGACCUCAAGUACUCCGGGCUGCUGAAUCCGCUGGACACGCCGCACCACCUUCGACAGCAAAGCAAGUUCCGGUACCGCGAGGGCGUUAUUGUUGACAAGAAGGCCAAGGAAGGGCAGAGCUAUGCGAACGUGGGCUUGCUAAACGACGUCUUGGUAGACAAGGCCAUUGAGCCGGGUGUGAGGGUGACCGUGAAAAUUGAUCCUGCCAGUGAGACCAGCAGAAAGCAGCGUGGAACCCUCGUCAGUCCGGAUGAACCACGUCGUGAGACGGGCGUCUAUUGGGGCUACCAGGUGCGCAUUGCUCACUCACUGUCGGAGAUUUUCACCAAGUCCCCCUACGAUUCCGGUUACGAUGUUACGCUGGGAACCUCGGAUCGGGGAACCAAUGUUCAUGAAGUGCCCAGCCGAUCGUAUAGCUAUAAACACAUGCUCAUUGUGUUUGGGGGACUUCAGGGACUUGAGUCUGCACUGGCCAACGAUGAAAAGCUUACUGUGGACGAUCCAGAGUUGCUUUUCGAUCACUACGUCAAUGUCCUGCCCCGCCAAGGAUCAAGGACCAUACGCACAGAGGAGGCCUUGCUGAUAGCUAUGGCGGCGCUGCAGGAGAAGCUGCAGCCGGAGGUGGCCGACGUGGAGACGGACCUAAGCGAUCUGCUGCCCAAGAGCGAGGACACUGGCGUACACGUACGCCGAGACGCUUUAGUCAGCAAAAAGCACAAGAGGAAGCUGGUGGAGGAGGAUGUUCCUGAGACUCCAGUUGCUAUUGAGAUUGUCGCGCCAAAAACAGCGCCCAAGGUGGCUCGCCAGACGGCUAACCCAUUCUCCAAUCCCUCGGAGAACUCGGAAAAAACAAUUCCCGCGGAUAAUUAUGAUGACUUUGAGGUGGUAUCCUCCAGCACAGUUCUUGGAACAAAGCAGGUUGUGGGAUCAGAUAACGACUUAAGCAGAUUCGAUUAAAUGGAAUAGUUUGACUUUUAUUUUUGUAAAUAUACAGAUCCAUAUGUGUGUUGCAUAAAGUUGA
This is a messenger RNA of Drosophila serrata, 1627 nucleotides long. Its product is annotated as 28S rRNA (uridine-N(3))-methyltransferase. The record is from RefSeq and is a predicted model, not a curated record. Lineage: Eukaryota; Metazoa; Arthropoda; Insecta; Diptera; Drosophilidae.